CGCAACCACCUACACCUGUUGUUGCACUUCACCACCACUAUCCAGCUUCCACUCUCUGCUGCAGUCUUGCUUUUGCUGCUACUCCGCUCUUGCUACCCGCAGUGUCUCUACGACUCCACCAUCUGCUUGCCGCACUGGACAUUUGUUGUUGUUGUUGUUGUUCUGUCGACUAGCCGAGCAUAUCAACCGCCUCACCGCAACUCCAACCGCACACCACGCUUCUGCCCCACUUCCACGCUCUGUGAUUGCAAAACUCGUUUUGUGAGCCCUUCAGCUUCGUGUACAGCUUUCCGAAGAGCUUCAGUGUGCAAUUCGCUUUCGAUCCACCAUCCUUUCGUCCCGUCUUCGUAGAAACGCUUCGAAAUGGCUUUGUUUACACGCCAACCCUUUGCCGAGAUCGGUUCGCCGCGUCUCCAGGCACUCCACAGUGCAAAGAAUAGGCAGAAUGCCAUCUCAUCGUCCUCUGCCACUUUCACUCCUUUCAAGCCAACUUCGCCAUCCUCGACUGGCAAGCGUCGCGCCUCUGAUAUCUUCGACGACUCUGCUGACUCGGAAAACGUGGAUCCCUCUUCCUUCAACUCGCCCGCUAAAAAGUCCAAAAUCUGCGAUGCCGGUUACGUGAAGCCUGCAAGAUUUUCUCUGAUGUCCUCGCCGGUGAACAAGGCCGGUCCCACGAGCUCCUCUCCAGUGGCUUCCGUCCGCAAAGCACUAUCCUCGCCAAACACUGCCCACUCCACCCCCAUCAACCACAGCCGUGGCUCUCCCAAACACAAACGCGUCGGUCUCCUGUCCAAGCGUCGCACUUCUGGCUCGCCCUUCCGCCGUGUGGAUCCACCAUCUUUCUCUACCCAGAGCAGCCCGGCUCUUCCCUUCUCCAUCGAUGCGGCUUUGAGCGGUACCAUUCCCAACUACACACCCAAAUCGACGCAAGCCACGCCUAUCACCACCCCAAGCCAUACCCCAGUCGUGGAUGAAUCAAUGCCCAAGUCCUGGUUCUUCGAGAUCCACGAAGAUACACAGGAGCAAGAAGCCGCAAACAUGAUGGAACACUCUGCCGCAGUUCUCGACAUCAGCUCCGACGACGACUUUGAGACUAAACAGUUGAACGAGGACCGUGGUAAAGAGAACGUACCACCGCCUGAAUUCAUGCCUGCACAAGCGAACACACAGCAACAGGCCGAUGGUGCCAUGGAGGCUGUUGACCGAGACGUACCUGCAGAGCAGCAUGUCAAGCUACCUCGUCUCCGAAAGAUUGCGCAGGAUGCCAUGGACGAGGACCGGAAACCCCUAGGCGAUCUACCCGCCACAGAGUUCUAUGGGGAAGGGUGCGAUGCGACCAGCUACAUUACUGUCGAGGCAGGCUUGGAGAAACCUAGUGGACUAUCCAAGGAGUUCGACUUCAACUGCCCAACCCCAGAGAAGAAUGAAGACAAGAGCACUGCCCUACCAAUGACUGCCUCUGCCAGUGUGGAAGUAGCACCCCACACAGAGGAAGGCAUUGAGAUCUACAAUGAUGAAAGCGCGGUCGCUCCUCAAGAAGCAGUUGCACCUACAGAGACUAUCCUUCCCUCGGAACCCCAACAUGUCAUAACCGAGGCUCUUUGA
This is a messenger RNA of Periconia digitata, 1605 nucleotides long. NCBI's taxonomy places the organism in Eukaryota, Fungi, Ascomycota, Dothideomycetes, Pleosporales, Periconiaceae. The record is from the annotation of a GenBank genome assembly.